Suillus discolor is the source of this 534-nucleotide messenger RNA. Its product is annotated as CoA-binding protein. The record is from RefSeq and is a predicted model, not a curated record. Bases 58 to 483 code for a protein of 141 amino acids. Lineage: Eukaryota; Fungi; Basidiomycota; Agaricomycetes; Boletales; Suillaceae. The transcript has 3 exons.
CGUUACUCACAAUCUCACACAGUGACUCUAGCCAUCUAAGCUUUCUUUCUUAACAUCAUGGCAAGCACCAUUCAAAAGCAAAAGCUCUUUUUGUCAUUUCCGCACUAUGCUGUGGUCGGCGCCUCCACAGACCGGUCAAAGUUCGGCACAAAGGUUCUGCAAUGGUAUAUCCAACGGAACAGGCCAGUAACCCCGGUCCACCCGUCGAAUGAUGAGUUGGAGGGUAUAAAGACCAUACGGUCUUUAACUGACCUUCCGAACCCAACCGAAACGUCAGUGAGCAUCAUAACGCCUGCUAAGAUCACAAUUAAUCUGCUCAAACAAAUCGAGAAACUUUCGAUUCCCGCUGUCUGGUGCCAACCAGGAGCAACUGAUGUUGCCUGCGUUCAGUACAUCAAAGACAACGGGAUGUCUGACCGUGUACUUUUCGAAGGGGAAUGUAUACUGAGAGAUGGUGACGGGGCCUUACAGUCAAUGUUAUGAGAUUCGGACUGAUCUGAUAUGGUCAUGAAUGAACUAUCAUUAAUAUUGCCC